AUUUGUUUUAUAUUUUCCUUGUCCGGCAACGCGCCACGUCAGUUUGACAUUGCGCAUGCGCAUAACUCUUUCCUUGUGAUUGUCGGUCGUGUUGGCUGAAUGUAAAGUUUCUGAACGUCAUCAAUUUAAUGUUCAAGGUUCAGGAAAAAUAAAGAAAUUUGAUGGAGAAAGUGAUGAGUAUUGCUGUUUAAUUGAUAUUAUUGAAAAUGACUUCCCAAAAUCCAAAUUUAACGCAACCUUUCAUGUAUCCCAACAAUCAAAAUGUUCUUUCUCCCAACACUAACCAGCCUCCUAUGUCUCAUAGUGCAGUUGGGUCCUCACCAUAUAAUCAGCCAUUUUCUCCUGUGAAUCCUCCUCCACUCUCUUCAGGAAAUGUGCCUCAACAAUUUGCAUCGCCCUAUAAUUCUCAGAACUAUAAUUUUACUGUUCAACCUCCAUCACCUUUGCCGCCAUCUUUAAAAUCACCUCAAGGCCAAAGUAUACUGAAUGCUGCUAGUCCGAAAACUCCUCAAAUGCCUUCUUCAGAGAGGUCCAAUUUAGGCGUACAAAAUGGUCCUUUUCCAUCAACACCUUAUGGAAAUUUCAAUUCAUCUGGUGUUAAUGGAGCAGGCCAGGCACAAUUUAAUGGUAUUAAUGGAUCAAGUCCUGUGAAUCCAUCUUCACAAUCUUCUCCUUGGGGACUUCAACCUCCACCACAGGGUAUGUCGCCUGGAAAUGUUGGUCAAAAUUUGUUGACUAAAUCACCAAAUCAGUUCCAGGGUAUGUCUCCAUCAUCUCUUGCUGGUGGUGAUGGUAAAGCUGUGCCUCUUACAUCACAGGUGCCUUCUUCAGGUUUACCUUUGCCGUAUGGCAAUCAGGCUGUGAACUCAUCUAGCCCUCAGGUGACGCCUGGAACAUCCCAACCCCCCUCUGCCCGAUCCUCCCGAAACCCUUCUCCGAUUUCCUCACAUCGCUAUGACUAUAUGGAGGGACAGUUUUCUAAUAAACCCAGUCCAUCUAGUAGCUCUGCAAGUUUGCCUAGCUUGCAGCCUUUUUCUCCAAAUGUGGGGCUUGGGCCACCUAAAAGUUCUAAUGAUCAGCAUGCAUCACCUCAAGUUUCUAACUACUCCAGUCCUGGAAUGCCUUAUCCGCCCAACAGUAGCCCUGCUGUUUCACAAUCGGGCUUUGCUCCUCCUCCUGUUACACCACAAUCUGGUCCUGUUAGGCCUCGAUAUCCUCAACAGGUUGGUUAUAACCAAACACCUUCUUAUGCUAGUCCAAUUGUAAGUCAACCAGGAUUAAUGCCUCCUACAUCUACAUACAAUAGUUCACCACAAACUCCUUAUCAACAACCUCAACCAUAUUCCCCACAGCUACGUGGGGGAAGCACUUUACCCGAAGGUCCUGUUGGGGGUGCUUCUGGUUAUGAUCCACAACUUCAUGCCAAAAUGGCUGGCAUGAGCGUACACACAAGUUUUUCCAAAUUAUGGGGCAAUGAUAGUAUAAAUCUUUUGCAAGAUCGUAAUAUUCUACCACCUCUACCCAUAGAUGCUCCUAAGCCAGUUUUAACACCAGAGCGUCCCAACUGCAGUCCUGAAAUUUUCAGAUGUACGUUAACCAAGGUUCCAGAUACCAGCUCUCUUCUAGGAAAGUCUAGAUUACCUUUUGGGAUUUUGAUACACCCAUUUCGUGACGCUCCAUCAUUAUGCGUUAUUCAAUGUAAUACAAUUGUAAGAUGUAGAAGUUGUAGAACCUACAUAAAUCCAUUUAUAUCAUUUAUUGAUCAAAGGAGAUGGAAAUGCAACUUAUGCUUUCGAGUUAAUGAUCUGCCAGAAGAGUUUCUUUAUGAUCCUGCUACAAGAUCAUAUGGUGACCCUGCUCGCCGACCAGAAAUAAAGAAUGCUACAAUAGAAUAUAUCGCACCAUCAGAUUAUAUGCUGAGGCCUCCACAGCCAGCUGUUUAUCUUUUCUUAUUAGAUGUAUCACAUGGAGCUGCUGAAACAGGGUACCUUCAAACAUUCUGUAAAGUGCUACUAGAGAAUUUAGAUGAAUUGCCUGGUGAUUCUAGAACUAAAGUUGGUUUUAUUACAUUUGAUGGCAGUAUUCACUUCUAUAAUUUAGGAGAAGGAUUAAACCAACCUCACAUGCUAGUAGUUUCUGAUGUUGAAGAUGUGUUCCUUCCAUCUCCAGACAAUUUAUUAGUCACUCUGAAUGAAAGUAAAUCUUUGAUUACAGAAUUGCUUACUGAUCUACCAAAAAGAUUUGCAUCUAAUGGGGAUGUUAACAGCUGUCUUGGUGCUGCUCUUCAAGUUGCUUACAAGCUGAUGUCUCCAAUAGGUGGUCGAGUAACAGUUUUUCAAAGCAGUUUACCUAAUUAUGGUCCAGGAGCCUUAAAAAACCGUGAAGAUCCAAAUCAAAGAGCCGCAAAGGAUGUUUCAAACAUUGGACCAGCUAAUGAUUUCUACAAAAAGCUUGCACUAGACUGUUCUGGUCAGCAAAUAGCUGUUGAUUUGUUUAUGCUUUGCUCACAAUAUAUAGAUAUUGCCACAAUUAGUUGCAUCUCAAAAUUCUCUUCAGGUUGUAUUCAAUAUUAUCCAGGGUAUCAUCAUCAACUAGGUAAAUUGCAAGUGGAAAGAUUUUAUGGUGAUUUAAAGAGAUAUUUGACUCGUAGAAUUGGAUUUGAAGCUGUGAUGCGUAUUAGAUGUACUAGAGGUUUAGCUAUUCACACUUUCCAUGGUAAUUUCUUUGUAAGAUCAACAGAUCUCUUGUCUCUGCCAAAUGUUAAUCCUGAUUCAGGGUAUGGUAUGCAAAUCGCCAUUGAAGAGAAUUUAAAUGAAUACAAUACAGUUUGUUUUCAAGCUGCAGUUCUUUACACAUCUAGUAAAGGUGAAAGGAGAAUUAGAGUUCAUACUUUGUGUUUACCUGUGGUUUCGCUGCUUCAUGAUGUAUUGGGAGGAGCUGAUCAAGAAACCGUUAUUGGCUUAGUAUCCAAAAUGGCUGUUGAUCGAAGCGUUACUGCGUCUCUUACCGAUGCUAGAGAUGCUCUUAUCAAUGUCUGUUUGGAUGUGUUAGGAGUUUUUAAGUCAACCAUGUCAGGAAAUGUAGCAGGUGCUCUUAUGUCACCAUUUUCAACUCGUUUGAUACCUAUGUUCAUUUUAGCUUUAUUGAAACAUGUGGCCUUUAGGACUGGUGUUAGCACUAAAUUAGAUGAAAGAGUUUAUGCUAUGGAUCGUAUGAAAACUUUACCCUUAGUUUAUUUAAUGAAAUACAUUUAUCCUACUUUAUAUCCUGUACACGCUUUAGAUGAUAAGAAUGCUAUUCACCAAGAUGAUGAUGCCAUAAUUCCACAACCCCCUAUUCUGCAAUUAUCUAGUGAAAAAAUUGAUCGUCAUGGAGCUUACAUACUUGACACAUUAGAUGUCUUAUAUUUAUAUAUUGGUCGAGCAAUCAAUGACCAGUUUUGCACUUCUGUGCUUAAUGUAUCUAACUUUAGUGCCAUUCCAGAAGAUAUGAUAUCUUUACCAGAGUUACCAACUCCAGAAUCUGAAAGAAUGAGAAAUUUCAUUAUGUGGCUUCAGGAUCAGAGACCAUUUCAUAGUCCUAUCAAAAUAAUCAGGGAAGACAGUAAAGAAAGGUACUUAUUCUUGCAAUACAUGCUUGAUGAUAGGACAGAAUCAUUAUUUUCCUAUUAUGAGUUCCUUCAGCAUAUAAGACAGCAAAUAUCCAAGUGAUGAAAUAUGUUUGCAUUGUGCCUGUGUUUUCGAUUAUCUAAGAGCUCUUUUGAAAAGAUAACUAUUACAAAUUCUGUGAAUAAUCGUGAAAAAAGAAGAUGGAGGCAGCCAUUUUUUCAAAUGUUAUAUCUGUUUUAUGCAAUCUCUGUGGUCCAAGAGUGGUGGUGUAUUGCUCUAUCAAAGUUUGUGUUGCACUAGUAAAAGUGUACAUAAAAGGCUGUCAGUAACAAAAAAGAGUGCUCAAUACCGUAGUGCAAAAGCAAAGCAGGUCUCUGCAAAAACAGAUUGUGUUUUCAGAUUAUUUUAUACUUUUUUUGUCUUGUUGAACAUUUUUAAUGUAUGUUGAUUAUAGUUUAAUGAACAGUUUUUAUUAAGAGCUAAUAUCUCUUAAAACUGUGAUUGAAUGAUAGUUUUAUCUUUAUUUUUUAAAAAAAAUUGCAUAUAUGUUAAUUGCAAUUCCACACUCCUCAUUUUUUCCUUGAAAAUAUUUAAUAGCUUGAAGCUGAAAAUUUUUUUUUUUAGCUGCAAAAGGAGUGUUUUGUAUAUCAGUGGUGAAAAAUGGAUAGAAUGUUUUAGAUAUUGUAUAUAAGAAUACAUAUGUAAAUUAAAUUAUUGAUGAAAUUUUUAUCUAAUUUAUAAACUUUUUUUCCAAAAAUUCACAUUUGAGAGGUCGCAAUUAGCAAAGAGUGGUGUUACAAUCGAAAAAUUGUUCUACAAAUUAUCUGUGAUUGUACUUCUGGAUGUUUUGAAUUGAGAUGAAAUGAAAAUCUUGGUUAUGAUUUCAAAACCUAUUUCUAUGCAAGCAAAGAGCAAAACUGAACUUUGAUAUUUACUUACAAACAUAGUCCCCAUUUAAGCUAUUGGAACCACUUAUUAAGAAUACUUAUUGUUACUUUAUAAAAAAUCUGUUUCAUCUGUGAACAUUGUUCUGUAUAAAAAUUUAAAAGUGCUACUUGACAGUUGUAAACUAUUAUUGUAGUUGUUUAUCUGUUCUGGUUUGUUCUUUGAAGAAUGUCUUUUUGCACCAAAGGGAGAAAAAUAAAGUUGCCUUGUGUUUAAUUUUAAA
Parasteatoda tepidariorum (common house spider) is the source of this 4776-nucleotide messenger RNA. It is a transcript of the gene Sec24AB, whose product is annotated as Protein transport protein Sec24AB. The record is from RefSeq and is a predicted model, not a curated record. Gene Ontology annotation, molecular function: SNARE binding; zinc ion binding. Gene Ontology annotation, biological process: COPII-coated vesicle cargo loading; intracellular protein transport; endoplasmic reticulum to Golgi vesicle-mediated transport. NCBI's taxonomy places the organism in Eukaryota, Metazoa, Arthropoda, Arachnida, Araneae, Theridiidae. Gene Ontology annotation, cellular component: endoplasmic reticulum exit site; COPII vesicle coat.